AUGUUGAAAGUAGUAGGAUUGGAGGAUAACCAGCGAUUCGCAUUGAUGAAAGUAAGUCAACGUUUCGAUUCGAAAGAAGGUAUGACCGCAGGGUCGAGGUCAUGACAGAAAAAGAUAUUAUGAACGUGUCUGACGAAUAAUUUAUUAACGUUUUGUGUUGUGAAUUCGACAUUCUGCUUUAUUUAAUUUUCACUUGCCGAUUUCGAUAUAUACAACAUAUUCUUUUUUAUCUGUAUCAUAUGUUUUAAUUUAGUCUGUAUUAUAUAUUUUAUUAAUUUUAUCUGUAUUAUAUAUUUUAAUUUAAUAGAAAAAUCUGUUAACUUAGAUGUGCAUGAAAAUGCAAGAAAAUAUCUAAAUUGUGAAAGUAAUUUUUGAAAGUAAUUUAUUGAGUAUAAAAUAAAUAUUGCUUGAAUCAUAAAGAGGAAGAGGAUUAACGGUUUUGCUUGAAUUAAGAAAAGAAACAAAUCAGUAUUAUUGACAAUUCACAAGAAAUAGAAUUAUGUACGAAUUUAAUAGAAGUAUUAUUUCAUAAAACAUAUUGUGAUUUUUGGUAGAUUUUUAUCUGAUACCAUGUAGGUAAUGAUAAAAAUAUAUAGCUGAAUUUUUACAAAUGUGUGGUCCAUAAUUCCGUAAGAAAAAAUUCAAACAUUCUAAGCGUUUCUCCCAAACAAUUUUCAUCUGAAUAUUUUUUUCGCCAGAUACAUUAGUAGAAAGCUACAAAACUAUGACUUUUUAGACUAAAAUGAUUAGAGGGUUAAUUAUUUAAUUAUUAUAUUCAAUGAUAAUAAGCAAGAUUGCUUUAUAUAUACAUAUAAUAGAAACCAAGAUAAGAAUCGUAUGGUACAUCUUUCUCCGUGGUUCAAAUCGAAGAAAUCAAUAAUUAUCAAGUCUACUUUACAGAUAAUAAGACAUGUAAACUUAAAGGUGAAGUAAACAAUUACAUUAUCAUAGAGAUUGCUGUUGCAUAAUUAAUUUGAAUAAAUAAUGCAGAUUAGUAGAAAAUUAUACGUUUUACGUAAUAAAAUUUUCUUGAAUCAGAAGCCUUCUACAAAUGAAAAGAAAAAGACCAGUCAUUACAUACGUGAAUUCUUAAAUAAACUAAAUUUGGAAAUUGGAAUAUCAAUCGAAAGUAGAUACGUUGUUUUUGAUUAUGAAGAUUUACAUUCAAAUUACAAAUAAUCCAAAUGAGACAAAAUACUUGUUAUUAGUUACAAGAAUAAAAGAAUACGUGCAAAUUAUUAUUGAAAGCAACUUGUUACAUAUAAAUCAGUAUCGAUUCGAGACAUGGGAGAAUUGUACGAACUACAUACAAAUCCAAAUUAACAAAAGUGAACGGAGAAAGUCUAUGGAGUGGCGGAAACAAUGGGAAGUUGAUAAAUUAAGCGAAUGGGAUCCUCCUCAAAUUUUGAAUGAUUAUCUACCUCACGGUCUAUGUGGUUUCGACAAGAAUGGUGCCCCAGUGGUUGUUGUGUAUUUCGAUGCACUGGACAUUUAUGGUAUUUUGCAUGUUGUUUCGAGAAGGGAAAUGAUAAGAGUGACUAUAAAACGUCUCGAAGAAUAUUUAAAUCUUUGUCGAGAACAAAUGUUAAAACAUGGUCCUGCGGCUGGUCAGGUUGUCGUAAUUUUCGAUAUGCAAGGUUUCAACUUGCGACAGUAUCUCUGGAGACCAGCUCCAAAAGUAUUUGCUUUUGCAUUUUCGGUAGCAAAGAAGUUUAUGAAUGAGUAUACUUUGUCAAAAAUUCAAAUAUACAAAGCAGAUCCUGCGAAAUGGCAGGCAGCAAUAUUUAGUAAUAUUGAUAGAGACCAAGUGCCUGCUUUUUUUGGAGGUACCCUUAAAGACCCUGAUGGCAAUCCAAAACUUGGUACCAAGAUUUGUCUUGGUGGCAAAGUUCCUAAAGAAAUGUAUGUAACAAACAUAGAAAAAGAUAAACAGACCUUCACGACAGUUACGAUUAAGAAAGGUGGAAAACUGGAGCUUGAUAUGUCAGCACAUGAGUUGGGAUCUCUACUGAGUUGGGAAUUUCGAACCGAGAAUCAUGACAUUAAAUUUGGUAUCGUAAAGAAGGAUAAUAAUGGAAGACAGAAGGAAGUAAUACCCAUACGACGAGUGGCUGCUCAUCAAUUAGACGAGAUUGGAAUUUUGACUUGUGAAGUACCUUCUACAUAUUCUGUUGUCUUUGAUAACAGUUAUAGCAUAAUGAGAAAUAAGAAAAUUCAUUAUUCUGUGAGAAUUAUACCACCAUCAGAAUCGCAAGAAUUAACGCCAGCAACUUCAUAAAUAAUAUACAUUGUGUAGAGGACGCUUUCCUCUAGCCUUGGCUCUACAGCCAACGGCAAUAAACAUAUAAACGUAAUGUGAGAGAUGCAUAUCUGAACAGUACUGUUAGGUCCAUAAAGUAAUUGCAAAUAUUACUUUAUGGGACUGACCUUUGCUCAAUGACAUAUCUUGGUCGAAAAGGACCUACCUUCCCAAUCAUUAAAAGGGCACAAAGAGAGUCGGUCUGCAUACAAUCUUCUUUUAUUCACAUUACUUAACUACUUUCCGCUUACCGUUGUCAUCUCUUCGCCUUUUGUUACCUUACUACCCUCGCAUCUGAAUUCUCAUUGAAAAUAUAUGACUAAUAUUAUAGAAACAAUACAUUCCAUAGAGUAUUUCAAGAAAAUGAUGCUUUUACUUAAUUUUUUCCUUUCUUAAUUGUAUAAUUGUAGAAAGAGAAAUUAUUUCAUACAAUUUUUAUAAAUUUUAUGACAAUAAAUUAUUUAGUUUAUAUGUAAAAAUUUAUCUAUAUUAUAGUUUUAUGUUAUAAAAUAUAGUUCUUGUGUUAUAAUAGCAUUAUUAUAGAUAUUUAUAAUAUAUAUACAUUUAUGAGAAUUAUAUAUCUAAUAAAGUGAUUUGUAAGAAAAGAAAAGAUAGGAAUUGGUAUAAAAGAAUUUGAUUAUAACGUGUACCAAUAAAAUUAUACAGUAAUUUUAUAUCUUUCAGACUUGUAAAAAAUAAAGUUAAGUAUAAAAUUUUGAAUAUAAAAACAAUUUAUAAAAUUUAUUGUUUACUAACUAAUAAAAAUGUUCAUUUUGAUACAACAUAUGAAAUUAAAUUACUUAAUUAUCUUCAUCAGUAAGUAACAUUUCAAUUAAGUCAAUCUUUUGACAUUGAUCACCUUCCAAACGUUUUUGUGUAUUCCAUUUUGCUAAAGUUGGUAGAACUCUUAACUUUGUUAUAGAAUUUGUCCGAAAUGGACAAUUCAAGUCCUUCCAACACAGUCUGGACACCAACUUUUGCCAUUAGGAAGUUUUUUACCGCUGUAAAGUACGUAAACUGAUUCAUUAGAUUUGAAGUUUUUCAUAAAUUUGAAAAAAUUCUCGUAUCCUUCUACGUGAUGACGCAAAACCAUCUUUCGUGAUUUUUUUUUACAAACGUAACGAUAUUAAAAUUUAAUGAAUGUAUUUUUUAUUUUAUGAGAUAUUAUUGUGCCACAGUUUCUUAUUAACUGUGAAAUGAUUAAUUGUGAAAUGACAACUUGCACCUAAGAUAUUUUCAGUUGAUAUUAAUCCAAUUGAUAAGAGACGGUUCGCUUUGAUUAAAGAUAAGAACGUUUAGUAUACUAAUCAAUAUACAAUUAACCUUAGAUUUGAAUAUUAUUCAAUUAAAAUAUGAUUUACAAAUAUGUUUUAUAAAAUCGAUAUUAAUUCACGAAGUAUCUUUCCAAUAAAUAACAAUGUCAGUAUCCUAUGCAUCGUCGUAUAUACAUGUAUAUACAUACACA
Molecule: messenger RNA, 3764 nt
Organism: Heterotrigona itama
Lineage: Eukaryota; Metazoa; Arthropoda; Insecta; Hymenoptera; Apidae
Source: the annotation of a GenBank genome assembly